UGCCCGAUCGAAUCGCCAUGAGCUGCGUAUACGUGCUCCUCCUCUUUUGUUGUCUCGUUUCAUCCGGCUCGGCCGAAUCAGCCAGGCCAAUCCUCGGAUAUCAGGACAGUUACGGUCAAUACAGUUUCGGGUACAGUGCACCAGGUUCAGCAAGGUCAGAGGUUAGAACAUCGAAUGGCGAAACUCGAGGCGUUUACAGUUACAUCGACGACGCAGGCGUUAUUCAAACCACUCAGUACACUGCUGACAGUAAAAACGGCUUCCGUGUGACCGCCACCAAUCUACCCCAGGCGCCACUUCCGAUACAAAGAGCUGAUACUCCUCAGCUGGAGGAGGAACUGGCAGGGGAAGAGAAUAAAAUAGGAGAGAACAAUGUAUUCUUGCGAGAAUUGCAGCCAUUGAUGAAGAUUUCUCAGACAGACGAAAGGGCAAAGGAAGGAUACAAAAUAAACGAAAGCAACGUGUUUCUACAAGGAUUGGACACGCUGGGGUCCAAAGUUGAAUCGACGAGAAAUGAAAAUACUAAGGCGUCAGUGAAAACAACGAGCAGUGAGAUAGUACCUAAAACAAUCAAAGAGUCUACGAUACCUGUCUUUCGAAUUUCCCAUGGAAAUAUUUUGCUCGUUCCAUCCCUCGUACAAGCACCAACGAAUGUCAAAGGUCCUUCCAUCGCCCCAGCAAGCACCACGUUGAAAACCAAUCGAGACAACGAGCCGAUUAACAAGAACGAACGAACGGAGGAGCAAGAUAAACCAAUUGAUUUGUCCAAAGAAAUAAUUUCACCUCUCGAUACUUUACCUCUGUAUUCUGAUUACUCAACUCUCGUCAAAUAUUCUGCUGUCCCGUCACUUCACUACGUUGUUUACAAUGCGCAAUGAAUUUUAUUUUAUCACGCGACAAGAUUUUAUUAUUUUUAUAUAUAUAUAUAUA
Frieseomelitta varia is the source of this 930-nucleotide messenger RNA. RefSeq lists its product as uncharacterized. Gene Ontology annotation, cellular component: chitin-based extracellular matrix. The transcript is spliced from 5 exons. Bases 18 to 878 code for a protein of 286 amino acids. NCBI's taxonomy places the organism in Eukaryota, Metazoa, Arthropoda, Insecta, Hymenoptera, Apidae. Gene Ontology annotation, molecular function: structural constituent of chitin-based larval cuticle. The record is from RefSeq and is a predicted model, not a curated record.